AUGAACUCUGCAAUGGACCUAGACGUGGCCGAGCGAGAUCAAUAUCAGGUUUCCGCGAACCAGGACCAAACCGGUUCUCUGUUGCUGGCCGCGGACGAGGCGCGCCGUGAGUUCCAAUGGAAUAGAGCCAGCUCGGACCGCCCUACGCCACACAUCCUGUCGACAUAUGCCGCUGUGAAUCGCCAAUGGCAGCGAAUGUUUGAGCCUGUGACAUUCAGCACGCUCAUGGUCUACGGCGACGAGUUGGACGACUUUGCCAACUGCGUGGUCGGCGAGCCUGGUUCACCAAAACACGCUCGCCUUAACUACUUGAUGCACUUGCACUUCCACUGCCGGCUCCUGCCAUACCGCAUCGACGAGUUCAACAAGGAAGAACCCAGCAAUACCAUCCGGAUCGACAACCUCCGGUUCGAGGACCAAAUUAUGGGGCUGUUUGCGGUACUGGCAAAAUGGGAUGGACCCGAGGAGAAUGCGAAGCUGCUUUUGGAGUUGAGUGCUGCCAGCUCCGGUGACACUUUUCAUAGGGUUUCAAAUUUUCGCUUGAACGAAUACUACCGCUAUGGAAGAGGAGAAGAGACUCAUCAUCGACCCAAUUGCGACAUUCCAUUACUGCCACACAGUGGAGUGCCACAGGACGUCUCUUACAGUGUCAAUGAUCCUCUGCCCACCCGCCGCAUGGCAGGCAUCUCCAAGGAUGGCUUCGGUCGACUUGGGCGGGAGUGGCAGUGGCACGCCUUUCAUACAACACAUACGCCCUCGAUCCCCAUUGUGCGUGGCCUCACAGUCAGCCUCCGGUUCCACCGUGUCAUCAGCCACACGUUCUUGACGGCCAUGAUUCUCACGAAGCUGCCGAACCUCAAAGACAUUCGCAUCGAGCAGUGGAGAUGCCUCGAUUUGAAAGGUUGGGUGCAGAGCAUGCUACAAAUGACAGAGUACAAGGCAGAAGCUGACUAG
Molecule: messenger RNA, 954 nt
Organism: Sporothrix schenckii 1099-18
Lineage: Eukaryota; Fungi; Ascomycota; Sordariomycetes; Ophiostomatales; Ophiostomataceae
Exons: 2
Coding region: 1-954 (317 amino acids)
Source: RefSeq, a predicted model, not a curated record